This is a messenger RNA of Danio rerio (zebrafish), 9313 nucleotides long. Lineage: Eukaryota; Metazoa; Chordata; Actinopteri; Cypriniformes; Danionidae. The record is from RefSeq and is a predicted model, not a curated record.
CUCCAGCAGAGAUGCACGCACAUCCAGCGCCCGAUCGUCAAUAUUUCUACAUGUUUCUCUCUACAUUCUCUAGUUUCUUUGCUCUGUUUUGACGUCCCCUCCAUCUGAAAGACAUGCAACUUUGGAAGAGCUUGGCAACCAGGUAGUGGACAGCUGUACAGCAACAGCAUGCCGUUUCUAGCAAACAACAUUCCCUGUAUUUUCGCCGAUUCAGUCCACGAUCACUUGGUUUGUGGAUGUAUAUGGUUGUUUGACUGACGCCCGAGUGGAGGAAACCGCAGAAGGGCGAGGGAGAAUGGCUUCGAAAGAGCGUCUGUACGAGCUCUGGAUGUUAUAUUACACUAAGAAAGAUGUCGUUUACCUGCAGCAGUGGUUGGAGGCAUUCGUGGCGUCUUUUGAGAAGGUCAUUGAUGUGCACUCGAUUGAGCCUCGCCGGCUGGAGGAAUGGAGUGCCGAUGUCCCCCUUCUCCCCAAGGAGGUUCUGGUAUUCCUCAGUACACAGCUCUGGCACAGCGCCCUCCACAUGUCAGGGCAGGACCAGAGCAUCACUGCACCACAUCCUCUGCUCCUUAUCAAGUUCUUCAUCAUCAUCUGCAGAAAUAUGGAGAAUAUAGACUCCGAAAAGACGCCUGGGUUUGUUUUUGAGACGAUCAAGCUCCUGAACUUCUGUUUGGCUCAGCUGAAGAAGCAGCCAGAUGAUCAGAGCACUUUACAGGCGGUGGUACAACAUGGCCUGCUGCUGUGUGAAAAUCUCUUUGACCCUUAUCAGACGUGGAGGAGACGGCAGGCGGGGGAGGAGGUCAGUAUGCUGGAGAGAAGCAAGUACAAAUUUUCCCCUCUUGUUCUGCCAGAGGAGCUUCCUAUGCUCUUCCAUGAAUACCUCCAAGACAGUGAACUAAUCCCUGAACCACUGGUGGUGAGGCUGGUGCAUCUACAGGGAGCUGUAAUCAGUGGAUGCAAGAGAAAUGGCCUUCUCUCCAUCACCCCGCAGGCUGUGAAGGAUCUCAUGUCUGUGUUGCGCUCCUGGUGCCUUUGUCCUGCCUCAUCCCCACAGCAGCCCAGGGACCCUCAGCUGCUCAGGAUGGCCCUUCGCUGUCUGACUGUAAUGAUUCAUCUUCUGCACUCCAGCAGUGUGAACGAGAGACAGGUGGAGAUCCGGAGCGCGCUGGACGAUUAUUUCCAACUGCUCAACUGGAACCGUCCACCGGACAGCCAGCAGGGAGAUAUGCACGCCUGGGAGGAUAAUCUCAUUACCCUUCUUGAACAUAUGCUUAAUGCCAUCCCUGAGAUCCUCCAAUGUUCAGACCGGCCGGUGUUGCAGGCCAUCUUUCUUAAUAACAACUGCUUUGAGCACAUCCUACGCCUCAUCCAGAACAGCAAGCUUUAUCAGAGUAACAGGUUUAAGUUGGAGUGUGAGGGCCAGUGUGACCUCACUACACGCUUGCUCACAGAGUCUGAAGUGGAGCAGGUGUGGGAAAAGGGCUCUGACUGCAUCACAGUCCACGCCAUUCGAGUCCUGACCGCCAUCAUGAGUAACUCUCCCUCUGCUAAGGAGGUCUUCAAAGAACGGAUCGGUUACUCACAGUUGUUCGAUGUGUUGAAAAGUCAAGGGCAGCCCACCAAAAGACUAUUGCAGGAGCUGAUGAACAUGGCUGUUGAAGGAGAGCAUUCUCAGGCCAUGCAGUUGGGCAUCAGUAAUGAACAGCCUCUGCUUCUGCUGCUGCAGUGGUUGCCAGAUCUGGGCUCUCGCUCUCUGCAGCUGCUGGUUUCUCAGUGGCUGGCGGCUGUAUGUCGGGGCACUCUGUCCUGCCGCACGGUUUCGGUUGAAGCUGGUUUGGUGGGUUCCCUUCUGGAGGUGCUGUCAGAACCCCCGGAGCGGCUGGACCGGCAGUGUGCAGACUCUCUCCUGGGUUUGCUACAAGAUUUGGGCUCGCUUUCUCUACGACCCUGCGAGCUCAAGAGCCUGCUGAAGCUCUUGCGGACUGAACCCGGGGCUCCUCCGCAUCCGUACUGCGGUCGGGUGGUGAGGGUGCUUUCUGCCAUGGCUGCACGUGGGGAGGGUGGUUGCAGCGCCUUGCAGUAUUUUGACCUUACGCCCCCUAUGGCGGGUAUCAUGGUGCCAGCAAUACAACGCUGGCCAGGGAGCGCGUUUGCUUUCCAUGCUUGGCUGUGCCUCAACACAGACUUUCCUCCGCCACAGCACCACUACUCUGAAUCACACCUGACAAACAUGGAUAAUACUGUCCGCAUGGCUAAAGGACCACGCAGGAAACAGCUCUACAGUUUCUUUACAGCAAGCGGAACUGGCUUUGAGGCGUUUUUCACCACAGAAGAAGUUUUGGUGGUGGCAGUAUGUACUAAAAAGGAAUACAUGGCCGUUUCUUUACCGGAGCACCCAUUCAAUGACUGUGCUUGGCACUCAGUAGCCAUCGUUCACGUUCCUGGCCGUCGACCUUUUGGACAGAACGUGGUCACUGUUUAUGUGGACGGAGUGCAGUGUAAAACAGCCCCCCUGCGUUUCCCUUCUCUGAAUGAGCCUUUCACAUCCUGCUGCAUAGGAUCAGCUGGUCACCGGACCACUACCACCACCAUGACUACCUCUCCAACUCUACCCAACCCGCCCCACUCGCCCUCCGAGAUGGCAUUCGCAGCUCAUACUGGGCCGCCCACUCUUUUACGUUCACAGUCCUUCCCAGCAUCCUUUGCAGCAGCUGCAGGAGGGCGGCCAGGUGGGAAUCGCGAGAGUCCUGUCCACACCAUCCAAGCAGGGCUUCAGGACACGGCUUGGGGCUCUCCAUCCUCACUGGGGGGCCUUUUAGCGACGGCGUUCAUCUGUCACGAAGCUCUGCAGCCAGCUCAAGCUCGAGCCCUGUUCACUGCGGGUCCCAAUAAUGUUUCUCUGUUCAAAGCCGAUGGAGAACCUUCAGAAGUCAACAGUAAACUAGUGCUUUACUAUACUCCAAAGGCCUUUAAAAGCCAGAUCUGCUUGGAUCUGUCCCCUAAUCAUCUGUAUGAUGGCAGGCUGACUGGUCACAGAGUGGUGAACUGGGACGUUAAGGAUGUGCUGAGCUCAGUUGGUGGGAUGGGGGCUCUUCUUCCCCUGCUGGAGCAGGUGUGUUUACUGGAUCAGCGUGAGACCGUGGGUCAGGAGACUUCAGAUCUGCUUGGGCCAGAGCUCACCUCUUCUAGGGGUCCCGCCGGAAUGCUGCUGCCUCUGGGGAAGUCAUCUGAGGGCCGUUUAGAGAAGAACAGUGUGGCAGCGUUUCUGCUGAUGAUUAAGAACAUGCUGCGCAACCAUCCAGCCAAUCAGGAGAGUCUGCUCCAGUGCCAUGGGCCAGCCAUUAUCGGGGCAAUGCUCGGGAAGGUCCCCAGCAGUAUGAUGGACAUGAGUGUACUAAUGGCCUGUCAGUUCCUGCUCAAGCAGGUGUCCAAUGAGGGCAACAACGCCCUGCUGUCUCAGCUGUACCAGUACCUGCUCUUUGACUUCCGCAUCUGGAGCCGCAGCCACUUCGCUGUCUGUCUGGGUCAUGUCCAGUACCUGACCACUGUCAUCAAUGAAGGCAAGCUGAAGACUCGCAGGAAGUAUGGUGUUCAGUACAUCCUGGAUUCAAUCCGGACACACUACAGCGUGGAGAAGGAUGGCAGUCCUCUGUCUGAUGAGAGGCAGACGGUGCAGAUCUCUCUUUUCUCUCUGCUGAAAGACCUUCUGAAAUCUCCCACUGCUGAAGAGCUGCACAGUGUGCUGGCCUACGCUGCUAUAGUGCAGGAUGAGCAACAGGUGAUCAGUGUUCUAGAUGUGUUGCACACCGUCUUAAAGAGUUCUCCUCCACGUGAGCAGGUGGUGACUGUUCUUCUCGAUCGAAGGGUCGAGCAGCUGUACUAUUUGCUCCUCAAAACCAACUAUGGGGAUGAGGCUCGAGAGAGAUUAUUCAGGGUCAUGUAUAAAGUUCUGAAGAGUGAGCGUGUACAUGAUCGCAACAAACAGCUCAUAAAACUCAAGGACUCUGGCUAUCUUGGGCUAGUCUGCUCCUUUGGCGACGUCCCCAUCACCAUGACUACUGUGCGCUGUUUGUAUGAGCAGGUGCUCGCCACAGAUCCCACUCCUAGUUUUAAAGACUUGUUGGCAGUGGUGUACUUAUCCCAUCGUGCCGAUCUCAGUGCUCGACUAGAAAUUGUUCGUAAGCUCUUCUGCUUGAUCCACUCCAACGAAGAGUAUGUGAAACAGCUGGCUCAUCAAUCAGGCUGGCAGGAUGUUCUCACCAAACUCUACGUCAAAGAAUCAUACGAGUCUCGUGUUCGCAGUCAGUCCAAUUCUUUAUCCAGCCCCACUUCCUCACUGGACCCAGUCCUUUCCAGACCCGUCUUCCGUCGAGAUGACAGCGUAACAGAGGAUGUUCGGCAGAACGUCUAUAUCACCCUCGCUGCCCGCCACGAAGAAGACUACGAGGAGGAGGAAGGAGAAACUCAGGAUGCUUCUGAAGGCUUUUCUGACCUUUCCCAGUCUCCUCCAUCAACCGGGCAGCUCAAGAAUGAUUCCCUCCACUUUAAGCCAUUUGACUCCGGAGACCAAAGCAGUCAUUCGUCUACCUUGUCCAACACUGUAGACUUUCCACCAUCUCGCCUGCAGGAGGAAGAUGAAGCCGUGUAUCAGCCCCUCUCACCAUUCGGCUCACCCUUUGAGCUGGAAUUAAAUCACCAGAAAGGACCCCAGACCCCCGUGGGUAGCCAGCCAGAGACCCCCUCUCCUCUAGAGCACAAUAAAACCUUCCUAGGCAUGAGACCCCGCAAGAGCUCCAGUCUGUCUAAUGUUCUGGACGACACAAGCUACAGCACCGAACCACCUACAGACACAAUCUCCAAUACAUCAAACCCACAGGCUCCAGAAGAGGAGUUGUGUAAUUUGUUGACGAACAUCGUUUUCUCUGUGCUGUGGAUUGGCACUGAGGGGUCUGAAGAUGUGAUAUGGAGAGAAAGAGGUCAGGUGUUUUCUGUCCUCACCAAGCUUGGGUCAUCCUGCCAGCUGGUGCGGCCACCUGACGACAUCAAACGCAGCCUGUUGGAGAUGAUGCUGGAGUCAUCUUUGUCAGAUCUGAGGGACUCUCAGGGUGUGUCUUUGCCCCAUGUGCCUUCCCUGCUCCGCCUUCUUAGACUGCUCCAGGACUUCCUAUUUGCAGAGGGCACUUGCAAUCAUACACUAUGGAGUGAGAAGAUCUUUGAGGGGGUGGUGAAUCUGCUGGACAGACUGAAGGCAUGGCACACAACCCCCGGGUCAGCAGGCUCCGCUGAGCUCAAAGAGAUGUCUCUGAUCGGCCUGCGGAUCAUUACUGGAUACAUUCAGCAGCAGCAGAACCCACAGGUGUGUGAGAUGGCAUGUCUAAAGCUUCACAGUUUGCUUCAGACAGUCUUGUGUCUGUCCUGGGAGGAAGUGUGUUUUCUUCUGGGUCGUCUUGGUGCACCACUUUGUCCCGCAAACUCUACUUCAGGCACGAGUGCUGAGGGUUUUCUGAGUCCACUUGUUCCCAUCGUCCGAGCACUGCUGGACCAGCAUGCAGACCACACCACGCUGCAGGAGAAGCUGCCAAACCUCCCCGCAACCAACGGCAGCCCAUCCUUUGCCCAGGACCUGCAGAUAUACUGCAGCACAGCUGAAUGGCAGCAGUUUUACCAAAACCACGUGGAGCCCACAAUGCAGCAGUAUGAGCUGGACACUUUUGGGAAGAGCCACGACUUGAUGUCCAACUUCUGGAACUCCUGCUUUGAUGACCUGAUGAGCACCGGUCAGAGGAGAGACAAGGAACGCUCUGAUUCAAAGGCCAAAUUUCAGGAGGUGAUCGUAGAUCCGUACCUGAAGCGUGUGCGCACAGAGAACAGCCGCUACCACAAUGUGCAGAAGAUGAUCAACGGCCAGCAGACUGUGGUGUGGAGGCACUGGAGGUCAUUACGCAGAUUACUGAGCAGCGACAGAGGAGCCUGGCCCCUCAGAGUUCAGCCAGAGGUGAAAUGGAAACUCUCGAGUGCAGAGACAUACUCUAAGAUGCGUCUGAAGCUGGUGCCAAACUACAGCUUUGACUCUCACUCUGAUGCCAGUGCCCUGAGAGAUAACAUGGGAGCAGACAGUCCUCGCAGCUCAACCGAACCUCUUCCGCUUGCUGUUGCCAGGGAAGCCAAAGUUAGUGACAUGGAUGAUGACAAAUUAGAAGACGAGGAUAUUGUUUUCCUUGAAGAGGCAGAGGAGGCCGAGGAGGAGAGCCAGAAGGAGAAGCUGGUGCUCUCUGAGGACUGUGAGCUCAUCACUAUAGUUGCUGUAGUCCCGGGUCGUCUGGAGGUCACAACGCACCACCUGUACUUCUACGACGGGAGCAGUGAGAAAGAGGAGACGGAGGAGGGCAUUGGGUUUGAUUUCAAGAGGCCACUUUCCCAGUUAAGAGAGGUCCAUCUGAGGCGCUACAACCUGCGGAGGUCAGCGCUGGAGCUGUUCUUCAUCGACCAGUCACACUACUUCAUCAACUUCCGGAAAGGGGUGCGGAACAAAGUCUACUCCCGGAUCCUGGGUCUCAGGCCUCCCAAUCUUUUCUACUUUGGUUCCCGUUCUCCUCAGGAGCUCCUGAAAGCCUCCAAUUUGACUCACAGAUGGGUCUGCCGAGAGAUCUCCAAUUUUGAAUAUCUGAUGCAGCUCAACACCAUUGCUGGUCGCACAUACAAUGAUUUAUCUCAAUAUCCAGUGUUUCCAUGGGUGUUGUGUGACUACACUUCAGCAGAAUUGGAUCUGGAUGACCCAGCGGUUUUCAGAGAUCUGUCCAAACCCAUCGGUGUUGUCAACCCUCGCCAUGCACAGAACGUCAGGGAGAAGUAUGAGAGUUUUGAAGACCCAACAGGCACUAUUGAUAAGUUCCACUAUGGCACACACUACUCUAAUGCUGCUGGCGUCAUGCACUACAUGAUCCGCACAGAGCCCUUCACCUCAUUGCAUAUUCAGCUCCAGAGUGGCAAGUUUGACUGUGCUGAUAGGCAGUUUCAUUCAAUAGCAGCAGCAUGGCAGGCACGGAUGGAGAGUCCAGCAGAUGUGAAGGAGCUCAUACCAGAAUUCUUCUACUUCCCAGAAUUCCUGGAGAACAUGAACGGUUUUGAUCUGGGAUGCCUGCAAAUAAGUCAGGAGAAGGUCAAUAAUGUGUUGCUUCCACCUUGGGCAUCUUCACGGGAAGACUUCAUCAGGAAACACCGUAAAGCCUUGGAGAGUGAACAUGUGUCUGCUCACCUGCAUGAAUGGAUCGAUCUCAUAUUCGGAUAUAAGCAACGGGGACCUGAAGCAGUGGAGGCUCUUAAUGUCUUCUACUACUGCACUUAUGAGGGUGCAGUCGAUCUGGAUGCCAUUGCUAAUGAGACUGAGCGCAAAGCCCUGGAAGGCAUUAUCAGCAACUUUGGCCAAACACCCUGUCAGCUUUUAAAGGAGCCUCAUCCUCCACGUAUGUCAGCAGAGAACGCAUUCAGGCGUGCGGCCCGUCUCGACAUACUGCCACCAAACCUCUUUGAUCAGCUCAGUAAACUCAGAUCUUUCAAGGAGGUGGUGAGUGAUGGCCUGGCAUUAGUGCAAGCUGUGGUGCCCAGAAAUCAAACCCGCUCCUUUAUCAUCCCAGGCUCUGACAUACUGGUGACAGUGAGUGCUAAUGGAAUGAUAGGCACUCAUAGCUGGCUGCCCUACGACAAGAACAUAGCCAAUUACUUCACCUUCACCAGAGACCCUUCUGUCAGCAACCCAAAGACCCAGCGGUUCCUCAGCGGGCCGUUCUCCCCAGGGGUGGAGAUGGGGUCCCAGGUGCUGGUGGUGUCCAGUGACGGCCGUCUGCUGUUCAGCGGGGGGCACUGGGACUGCAGCCUGAGGGUCACUAUGUUAGGCAAGGCCAAGCUGGUAGGCAGGAUCUGCCGGCACAUAGAUGUGGUCACCUGCCUGGCUUUGGAUCUGUGUGGAAUCUACCUCAUCUCUGGCUCACGGGACACCACCUGCAUGGUCUGGCAGGUCCUACAGCAGGGUGGUUUCUCCAGCGGCUUGUCUCCACGGCCCAUUCAGGUGCUCUGUGGGCAUGAUCAGGAGGUCACGUGUGUGGCCAUCAGCACUGAGUUAGAUAUGGCCAUCUCGGGGUCGAAGGAUGGCACAGUGAUCGUGCACAGUGUUCGUCGUGGGCAGUACCUGUGGACAUUAAGACCACCGUGUGAGAACUGUGUUUCAGCUCCUGUGGCACAGCUGGAGGUCGGCAUGGAAGGCCACAUAGUGAUGCAGACUGUAUUGGAGGGCCGCUCUGCUGGAAAGGAGAGGUAUGCUCUGCAUGUGUAUUCUGUAAAUGGCACUCUGCUAGCAUCUGAGACCUUGGAUGAGAAGAUUUCAGCUUUGUACUUGGUGCCUGACUACCUCAUUGUGGGCACACAACAGGGAAACCUCCACAUUAGAGACUUGUACAGCUUGAAUUUGGCCGUGGCUCCUUUGGCCCUGAAGGUCCCAGUACGCUGUGUGUCCGUCACAAAAGAGAGCAGUCAUAUUCUGGUGGGUCUGGAGGAUGGCAAACUCAUCGUGGUGGGAGCAGGAAAACCAGAGGAGGUGCGGUCAGGCCAGUUCUCCCGCCGACUGUGGGGCUCCACACGCAGAAUCUCCCAGGUGUCUUCAGGAGAGACCGAGUACAACCCUGUAGAGGCCCCUGCUAAAUGAGCCCUCUGUGCCUUCAGCAGGACCUGUGCUUCGACAGGAGAGGAAAAACAUCAGCCUGCCAUCCUCAAACUGAGCUCGGGAACAAGAGAGAGCAUCAAGGGAACACACGCUGUGCACUUUUAACGUUAAGGGAAGAGACGAUGCUAUGGUGUAUACUGCUUUUAACAAACAAACAUUCCAAAGAUUUUUGAUCAGCGUUUUGGGCUAAAGCAGUUUGCUCUGUCCUGUGAAUCACACAGACUUCAUUUGCUGUCACUGAGUGACAAAGCAUCACCACUGGAGUUGUUUUAUAUUGUAGGAGACCUUUCUAUUGUGAUCUGCUGAUGCCGGUCAGCUCUGCAACACUGGUACUCCGGCUGACACUUGAAAACCUUAGUAUGUUAAGUUUACCAAGCUGGAUUUUUCCACAGGCACCAACAGAGAAGUUUGGGCUCUCUCUGUGUCUGUAUGUGUGGGUGUGGGUGUGGGUGUUUGUAUUGCUUUGUGUACCGCAAUAAUUAAUGUGACGCCUAAAUUGGAGCAAGAUCCUUUGACUCUUGUGUUGUAAAGCGCUUUGAGACUUAAUUCAGUACCUCUGGUGCCUUAAAACAGGUAAACAAUGGAAACGGCCAUAAU